Messenger RNA from Cornus florida, 1515 nucleotides. RefSeq names its product transcription repressor OFP2. Bases 154 to 1320 code for a protein of 388 amino acids. The transcript has a single exon. Gene Ontology annotation, biological process: negative regulation of DNA-templated transcription. Lineage: Eukaryota; Viridiplantae; Streptophyta; Magnoliopsida; Cornales; Cornaceae. Gene Ontology annotation, molecular function: DNA binding. The record is from RefSeq and is a predicted model, not a curated record.
AUGACAAACCAAAAGCACAAGGUCCCUUCUGUGGAGGGGAUCCGGAUUCGUCUAUAUAAACCUCUCCAAAUCUAUUUUCUCAUCAUCAAUUAUCAGUUAUUAAAUAGAGGGUAACAAAUACCAACCUCAGCAUACCCACACACACAGUGUUUGAUGGGCAACUACAAGUUCAGAUUGUCAGAUAUGAUGCCCAAUGCUUGGUUUUACAAGCUGAGAGAUAUGAGCAGAACCAAAAAGCAUAACACACCUCACACUGUCAAGAAAAGCCUACCUUCAACUACAAUAUCACAGAAGUCACUCAAUCUUUCUCAGCCUAGACACUCCUACUACUAUACAACAGAACCAACCAGAUCAUCAACUGAAAAAUUCUAUAAUUCACCCACAAAUCCAAAAGCCUCAGAUACCCAUUUUCCUGAUCCACCAAGAAAAUCAUCCAAGAAAAAAACCAAGAGAAAAACCAUCUAUAAGCCCUCUCCCAGACUUGUCACACCCUCAAUCCGGACCAAUUCCGAACCAGCUCUGGAUCAGGACUACUUUCUCUCUUCUAUAGAUAGCUCUCCUGAGUCUGAUCAUCACUUCCAUGAAUCUACCUUAUCAGAAUUCGAGUCCGAUACAAUUGAUGGUCCUGACCCAUUCAAUGGACUUGCCUCGUGGUCCAGUUCUUGCAGUUGCAGAGUUGGUUCUUCGGCUUCUGACAUCAUAAUCGACAUGAAUGAGAAAUCAUCAUUCACUAGGAAAAUUGAGAAGCUAGACUUGUUUGAUCCAAUUUCAGAGCUAGAACUCCCUCCAAUCCUGACAAAGCCAGCAAAAUUCAACGACGCCAACUUGGAAUUUACCAAGUUUACAAGAAGUUCAUCAAAAUUGGAGGACUUGGAAGCUAAUGGUUCACUUUCUAUCGAGGUUGUCAAAGAAGAGGAUAGCUUUAGAACUCAGAAACAAACUAGAGCUAGUCCAAAUCCUGUCCUUCGAAAGCAGCCCAAUUCCUACUCAACCGGAGUGAAGCUCAGACCCAAUUCUCCGCGAAUCGCCAGCAAGAAAAUUCAAGCAUGCGGCCGAAAGAGUGUGUCAUCGAGUGCAAGCUCAAAGUCGCGGAGAAGAAGCUUUUCGCAGAGCUUUGCAAUUGUGAAGUCGUCGUUCGAUCCUCAGAGAGACUUCAGAGAAUCAAUGAUGGAGAUGAUUGUGGAAAAUAAUAUCCGGGCUUCGAAGGAUUUGGAAGAGCUUCUUGCUUGUUACCUUUCAUUGAAUUCGAAUGAGUAUCAUGAUCUGAUUGUUAAGGCCUUUGAGCAAAUCUGGUUUGACAUGAAUGAUUUUAAGAAUUAAAAUUCCAGUACAUUGUAAAUUUGUAUAAUCUUAUAAGAAUUGCCACUCCUUUCUAAACAUGUAAUUUUUUCUAAUUAGAAUUUUUUGGAUCUCUUAUUAUCUUUAGAGUUUGCUAGAUUAAAAAACAAUUAUCUUCAAGUGUUUAUAUAUGUUUCUUGCCAAAAGGAACAGCCUUUUGUGUUUUUCAGUACAAAA